This is a messenger RNA of Entamoeba histolytica HM-1:IMSS, 627 nucleotides long. RefSeq lists its product as uncharacterized. Bases 1 to 627 code for a protein of 208 amino acids. The transcript has a single exon. The record is from RefSeq and is a predicted model, not a curated record. NCBI's taxonomy places the organism in Eukaryota, Evosea, Mastigamoebida, Endamoebidae.
AUGAACACAGAAGUGAGUAUAAAAGACCUAAUAAACACCUGUAAUAUCCUCCAAAUGAAUCAAUACGACAUUGUAUUGGAAAAAGAAACAAUAACUCUAAAAGAUAUACCAAGCUUACUUGUAAUAAACAGAAUAAAACUGACAGGAAUUAAUCCAGACAAUGACGAAAAACAAAUACAAAUAAAUGAACAACCAACUAAUCAUAUAAUCAUAACAUCUGAAAAGGGUAACACUCAAACAUGGCAAUCUCUAAACAUUCCAACUUCAACUGUGACAUUUCUAACAAUGGAAGAUGACGAUGAACAUGAAAUAAUGAUUACAGAAGGAAGUGGAAUACUCUAUGUAGUAAUGAGCUUCGACUUGAAAACACACACAAUCCAUUUCGGUGCAUACGAAAAUCAAUGGUUCAAUAUCACACCUCAAAAAAACAUAAUAAUAUUUCCUUAUAGAUUAAAUUAUAAUGAUUCAACUAAACGUCUAACAUUAACAUUAGAAAGUGGGGGAAGAGAACAAAACUCAAACCAACAAUUCAUUGAAAUAGACUUGGAAAUUAAUGGAGGAAUAUCAGCAGUUUCUCCCGGUCUUUUUGAUGAGAUUUGGAAUAAAUACUUCAACAAGGAAGUUUAA